This is a messenger RNA of Acanthopagrus latus (yellowfin seabream), 1540 nucleotides long. RefSeq names its product ER membrane protein complex subunit 2 (gene emc2). The transcript is spliced from 11 exons. Gene Ontology annotation, cellular component: EMC complex. Gene Ontology annotation, molecular function: protein binding. NCBI's taxonomy places the organism in Eukaryota, Metazoa, Chordata, Actinopteri, Spariformes, Sparidae. The coding region runs from base 113 to 985 and encodes 290 amino acids. The record is from RefSeq and is a predicted model, not a curated record. Gene Ontology annotation, biological process: protein folding in endoplasmic reticulum.
CAAUCGACGCAGUGCAUCCAUACCAGCCACAUAUCCGUGAUGUAACUUGGUUGUCAGUGUUGCUAAAGUUGUGUUUCGUGUAAAGCAGUAAGCGACGUGUGUCUGUUUUCAGAUGACCACAAACGUUUUUGAGAUGAGAGACAAGCUGCGAAAGUGGAGGGAAGAGAACUGCAGAAACAGUGAACAAAUUGUGGAUGUUGGUGAAGAGCUCAUCAGUGAGCAUGCAUCGAAACUGGGAGAUGACAUAUGGAUUAUUUAUGAGCAGGUGAUGAUCGCAGCGCUGGACUGCAGUCGGGAUGACUUGGCUCUGACCUGUCUACAGGAACUGGAGAAGCAGUUUUCAGAUAGCCACAGAGUGAAGCGAUUAUCGGGCAUGAGGCUGGAAGCUCUGGAAAGGUACGAUGAAGCCAACAAGGACUACGAUGCUAUUCUCCAAGACGACCCCACCAAUACGGCGGCGAGGAAGCGCAAGAUCUCCAUACUGAAGGCCCAGGGGAAGAGCGCUGAAGCCAUCCGAGAGCUCAAUGAGUAUCUGGAGCAGUUUGUUGGGGACCAAGAAGCAUGGCAUGAGUUGUCAGAGCUCUACAUCAACGAACAUGACUAUGGAAAAGCUGCGUUUUGUCUGGAGGAGCUGAUGAUGACCAAUCCUCACAAUCACUUGUACUGUGAGCAGUACGCUGAGGUGAAGUACACGCAGGGGGGGCUGGAAAACCUGGAGCUGUCCAGAAAGUAUUUUGCCCAGGCGCUGAGGCUGAACAACCGAAACAUGAGGGCAUUGUUUGGUCUGUACAUGUCUGCAAGUCACAUUGCUGCCAGUCCAAAAGUUAGUGCCAAGGUGAAGAAGGACAAUAUGAAGUAUGCUGCUUGGGCUGCCACUCAAAUAAAUAGAGCCUAUAAGCUGGCUGGUCGCGGGACCAAGGAGAACAAAUGCUCCAUGAAGGCGGUAGAGGAGAUGCUGGAGUCCAUGCAGAUCACCAUGUCCUAGAUGCCCUCUUCCCUUCUGCACACACAGCCACUUGGAGCACCAUGGCAGCUCAAUUAGCCUCGCUAAUGUGACCAGAACCAGAUUUUUAACUGAUUUCCUUUCUUCAUCCCUUCAACUUUGGUUCUGUAAUUGAGUUAACUUGACAUGGACAAUGGAAGACAUUUGUUUCAAGAGCAAAGAUGUUUUCAAUCAUCUGGAAACUACAAACAGCACAUUUCAAGUAAUACAACUAAUUAAAAAAUGUUCUACAUAGUGAUAACCUAGCUGUGACUGGAUUAUACUGUCCCUCCCAUCCCAUGCUGUCUUUUAUGUUCACCUUGAGCUGAUCGCUAAUCAUCCACAUCAAAGGCUAUAACUCUGUGACAAGGAAAGAUAACAAGCUGUACAGUAAAUGCUAUUUAUAAAGACAAUGUGGAGAAGACCACCUGUCUGCACUGAGGUCCUUAACUGUCAUCUGUAAAUGAAACAUCUUAAUCUAAUAAAACAUUUUUUUCUUUUGUCUAAUCUAUCAAAAUAUCUUAAUAAAAGCAGGACUGAUUCCGAGUUCAAAAUGAA